Molecule: messenger RNA, 1751 nt
Organism: Pundamilia nyererei
Lineage: Eukaryota; Metazoa; Chordata; Actinopteri; Cichliformes; Cichlidae
Product: myocilin-like
Exons: 3
Coding region: 118-1503 (461 amino acids)
Biological process (GO): signal transduction; osteoblast differentiation
Cellular component (GO): Golgi apparatus
Source: RefSeq, a predicted model, not a curated record
AAGAGACUAGCUUAAGAAAACAAAAGAGAGUCUAAAAAAGAGUCUAGGUUUUUAACAAGAGAGGUUAGACAACUGCAUCUACAAACUCCCACAUACCACAAGAUUCAGUCCUCUGAAAUGUGGCUCCAAGUGUCCCUCUUUAGUUUGUCCGGCUUACUUCUGUCAAUCCAAACCCAGGCUCAAGAUCAAGCCUCUCUCCACCGCUCCAAUGACCCCUCUGGACAUUGUCAUUACACCUUUACUGUGGCCAGUCCACAAGAGUCCAGCUGCCCUGGAAGCAACCGCGAGAUGGAUGGAGUCUUGUCCAGGCUCACCCUGCUCGAAGCUUUGGUCAGCCGUCUCCUAGCAGGAGUAGACAAAGGCACCAUGACUGGGGUUGGAGCUAAUAGAGAAGAAGGUCUCCAGGAAGCUUAUUCCCAGGUUACUGGGGAAAGAAACCAGCUGCAGCAGGAUAAGGAGCGUCUAAACAGGCAGAUCCAAGAGCUGCAGAGGAGGUUGGCUGAGCUGAGCCAGGAGGCAGAGAGCCUCAGGCAGAAACCCUGCCAGCAGACGCUCACCUCAGUGGGCACUCAGCAUGAAAACAGACCAGCCAAUGAUCCCGCAUAUGACUUUGGGAAUAGUGGAUAUCAGGAGAUGAAAGCUGAAGUGACAGAGUUCUCUGCAUCCCACGUCUUCCAUGAAGGAAGUCGCAACUUCACAGGUUGUGGAGAGUUAGUGUCAGUGGGAGAUCCUGUGUCACACAGGAAAUCUGACAGUAUCACAGGGAAGUAUGGUGUGUGGAUGCAGGAUCCAGAGCCUCAAGGCCCUCAGUACACCAACAACACUGUGUGGCGUAUUGAUGCAGUGAGAAGAGAUGUGCGUCACCUCUUUGCAUAUGAAGACAUGGAUCAGUUCUCCCGAGGUUUCCCAAUGAAGGUGCUGGUUUUGCCAGAGCCUGUGGAGAGCACAGGGGCAACUGUGUACCGAGGCUCCCUUUACUAUCAGCGAAGACGCAGUCGGACACUGAUUCGCUACGACCUGGCUUCUGAAUAUCUGGCAUCCCGCAUGGACCUGCCUCAUGCCGGCUUCCAUGGCCAACACCCUUAUUCCUGGGGGGGCUACACUGACAUUGACCUAGCAGUGGAUGAACAGGGUCUGUGGGCCAUCUACAGUACAAGUAAAGCAAGGGGUGCAAUUGUAAUUUCACAGCUGAACCCCGAGAGCUUGGAGGUGAAAAAGACCUGGGAGACUAAUAUUAAGAAGAACACAGUGGCCAACGCUUUCAUGGUGUGUGGACGUUUGUACACAGUUGCUAGCUACACUGUUCCCAACACCACCAUCAACUUUGCGUUUGAUACAGCCACUGGUGUGGGACAAGCUGUCUCCGUGCCCUUCAAAAACAAGUACAGUUACAACAGCAUGGUGGACUACAACCACGCUCAGAGGAAGCUGUAUGCCUGGGACAACUUCCACAUGGUCACCUAUGACAUCAGACUGGGCAGGGCCAGCCAUGGCAGGAGCUAGAGAGGACACAGAGAAGGACUGCUGUUGGCAGGACUGAUGCAACAACAAGUGAUAGAGAUGAAAUAAAUAAUCAUUUCAGGUGCUCUGUCAAGGCUGUGCUAUCAAUGUGUUUUGAAUUUUACAGUAUUUCUGUGGCAUUAGUAUCAUAAAUAAGGAGUGGCAUAAAAACAAAGAACUAUUCAUACAGUAAAGCUGUUCAGUGUGGUUAUGUGAUAUUGUUACUGAUGGCUCAUGAAACAGAAUUGUAA